CUGCGCCGGUAUUGCGAUUAUACUAAUCGGCAAACGGAGAAUGAGCUCAAAACCCGUAUUCAGGAGCUCGAGUCGCUCGUCACUAAUCAUGUCACCAAAGUCUCUCCCCAGAACCUAUCCACGCCCGCAUCUUCCAGCCAAGGCACCGGUAGCUUGCCGAUGUCGCAAACAGCGUCUUCUUUCUACCCAGUUUCCCUACGCUUCCAGAAGCUCUUUCUAGAUUCAGAUCUCAAAACUCGUCCUGAUGCUCCUCCGCCGCCAUCCAGUGACAUGAUCCCUGCUGCCGCUCUCUGCUAUUUGAGUGAUCAAGCACAGAGCGCCGCCGGCAUGUCACAGUACUUUGAAACCGUCCAUAAGUGGAUGCCCAUCAUCAGUCGAGUCCGCUUAAACUCUUUUGCCGAUGUAGAGCUCAAUAGCCGGCCCAGAGCUGAUUUCGCGCUGCUACUCCUGACUAUGAAACUCAUUCAACAGGUGCCGGGAAGCUCGUCCGACGCGGUUAGAAAUCCUUUGUACGUGUGCACCAAAGAAUUUGCGGCUUCUUUAGAUAUUGCGGGCGUAUAUACACUGCUCAAACUUCAGGCUCAACUGCUUAUCACCGUUUAUGAGAUGGGUCAUGGUAUUUUCCCGGCUGCCUAUGUCUCAAUAGGCUGCUGCGUUACCCAAGCCAUGGCCCUCGGCAUACAUAAUCGAGAAGCACCACAGAUCUUAGAACAGCCGCGCACUUGGAUAGACUGGGAAGAGAGACAAAGAAUCUGGUGGUUUAUUGUCAUCCUUGAACGAUAUGUCAACUCUGUAGGAGACAACAGACCUCUGCUGUCUGCUGAUCCUCAGACUACAUCUCACUUACCUGUUGACGAUGACGCUUGGGACUCUGGUCAUGCAAUGUAUCCUGAACGGCUUAUUCUAUCCUCAUCGAAACAUCUUUCCGCAAGUCCAUUCGCCCGCCUUGCUCAAGCAUCUCAUCUACAAGGAGAGGUCAUCAAACACUGCAAUGACGAAACGCAGAGUCUAUCACACGUGAAGAAUAGCGUCGAAGUGCUUAGCCAAGUAUUAUUGAGCUUCUUAGAAGUCAUCAGCAAAGACAAAGCGAGCAUGAUGCAUUUCUAUAGCUCUGUGGGUGUUUGUUUGAGAUCCCUAGAUGUAUCAGAAUUAGCACUCGCUCGCGAGAUAGCUCUAACGUGCCAGAGCAUAAUGAAGGACUGCAUUGUCAAGGCAAUGUCGUUUUUAGAUGUCGUCAGAGAGAUGAUACAAGACGCAGAUCUCGCCGGCUUGUCGCCUUGGUUCUUGGAUAGUUUGUAUCAAUGUCUUGCUAAUAUUGUUUAUCUUAUGGCGACAUCUCCCGCCGUUGAAUCGUCAGUAUAUCCUUCUCAAGCAUCGCUUUGUUUGAAUCUUUUACAAAAAGCAAACCACAGAUGGAACGUCGCGGGAGCAUACCUUGAAACUAUUGACCUAAUAGAGAAAGAGUUGAAAACGGGCAGAUAUUAG
Molecule: messenger RNA, 1485 nt
Organism: Trichoderma gamsii
Lineage: Eukaryota; Fungi; Ascomycota; Sordariomycetes; Hypocreales; Hypocreaceae
Exons: 5
Biological process (GO): DNA-templated transcription
Cellular component (GO): nucleus
Molecular function (GO): zinc ion binding; DNA binding
Source: RefSeq, a predicted model, not a curated record